AACUCCUAAUGGAAAAUUUACAUUUCUUAAUGCAUUUCAACCAGAUGGAAUUCCAUCACUUGAUAUGAAUUUAUAUGAAGAAAAUAAAGAAAAUGAAAUUGUUAGUAGAGUUUAUCUUGUUAAAUAUUGCAAUAAUCAAUAUGUUGGAAUUAAGAAGGACAUGCUAUUUGUUAAUAGAAAUAAUCGUUAUUAUAUGAUGACAAGUCAUUUAACUGGUUGGGCUCCAAAUGCAGCUGAACUUUUUAUUAAUAAUCAUGAUAGUUUAGAUAAAGCUGAAUAG
Rotaria sp. Silwood1 is the source of this 280-nucleotide messenger RNA. The record is from the annotation of a GenBank genome assembly. Lineage: Eukaryota; Metazoa; Rotifera; Eurotatoria; Philodinida; Philodinidae.